This is a messenger RNA of Botrytis deweyae, 1833 nucleotides long. RefSeq lists its product as uncharacterized. The record is from RefSeq and is a predicted model, not a curated record. The transcript has a single exon. The coding region runs from base 1 to 1833 and encodes 610 amino acids. NCBI's taxonomy places the organism in Eukaryota, Fungi, Ascomycota, Leotiomycetes, Helotiales, Sclerotiniaceae.
AUGGAAAAAGCAACCACAAGCAAAGACCACACAGCCAAACCAAAGUUCAGACUAUUGCAUUUGAAAUCUGGAACUGGAAACCAACAACUUUGUGCAACGAUCCGUGUCGAGCCCAUGGAUAGUGCAGCCGCCAACGGUUACACCUGCUUGUCCUAUGUCUGGGGUACGGAAAUUUCCACAGAGCGCAUCAAAGUUGAUGAUAGCGAAGUUUCUAUCCAUGCGAGCUUACUUACUUGUCUUCGGCACGUCAGAAACCCGCACCACCCGUUGGUUCUUUGGAUUGAUGCUCUAUGCGUAGACCAAAAUGAUCCGGAUGAGAUAGCUAGUCAAUUAGCAAACCUAGGAGAAAUAUAUUCGAGAUGCUCACUUGCUUACAUAUGGCUUGGAGCGCCACCCAAUCACAUUCCUACCAUAGGGGAUCCGUUUCAAUUGAUUCGACACUUUUCAGAUAACAAGCACUAUCAUGAGUUAGCUGGGUACUACAAAGCAAACUCUGGACAGAUUUGUUUUGAAGAGAACAGUGAAUUCAACGAUCUCUGGGAUAAGUUUCUGCUAGUAGCCAAUAGCACCUGGUUCACACGAGUAUGGACUGUUCAAGAGGCGGUUUUGUCUCCCGAUCCUGUUUUGUGCUAUGGGAAUUGGCGGUCGACUCUUGAAACGUUGAUCUCGGCUCAAAGAAACCGCAAAUGUCAUACUUUCAAUGAAACACAAUGCUGCAAGAAUAGUCUCGGGGCUUUUCCCAGAUUAAAAACCUUAGCUCUCGACCAAUUUUUCUUGCAGAUUGAAUUGAUUGAGAGGUUUAGGCAAGAUUGUUCGUUGCAAGAUCACUCUCUCUAUUGUCAGGAUACGAUACGGGCGUUUCCAGAAUUAAUACACCGCCCUUUCUAUGAAAUUGUUCUGACAUUCUCAAAUCGAGUUUGUAUGGAGCCGCGGGAUAGAAUAUUCUCGGUUCUUGCUAUGGCUCAGUCGUUGAUCAUGAAAUCGUAUCGGCCCAACUACAGCGCCAGAUGGAUCGAUUUAUAUACAGAAGUGUUCAAACUGAUGCUGCAAGAGACUGGUAAUGAUUAUCGAUGCAUGAUAGGACCUGCGUUUGGUUCGGAUCAUUCAAACCUCCCUUCAUGGGUUCCUGAUUUUUCAGUUACCAUACCGCUCGUGGAGGUCGAAGCCGUGAUUCGAAGAAUCUCAUCAUCCACGCUGUGUGAGGCAUCUGGUAAAAAAUUCGGAGUAAUUCAAAUUCACGGACCGGAACUCUCAAUAUCAGGACAGUGGGUAGACACAAUUUCGACCGUAGGUUCCUUAUUGCCGACUGUUAAUAUUCCGGCGGAGGCGCUGAAGGAUAUAUUAUUGAAUUGGAAAAGUUUAUGCGAAAAAAUAGUAGGAAUUUGUAGAGAGACUUCUGUUCGUGUGGCUCUAUCCCGUGUCAUAUGUGCUUCGAAGAUAGCUGACGGAGUGUCUCUGCAUGGACGUCACCAUGGAUGGAGACAAAUCAAGACAAACGAUCUUCCUAGUGUGGAAGAAUGGAGCCAAUUCUUGGGCGGAGAUGUGUGGAAUUUGCAAGAAGAAUACAGAGGGGCAUUUGAGAUAGCCAGCACGGGCCGUUGUUUCUACAUCACGAAAAACGGAAAGAUGGGCCUUUGUUACCCACAGGUAAAGGCUGGCGAUCAGGUCUGGGUCUUGAAAAAUUCCAACUCGCCGUUCGUAUUGAGAAAAGUUGACAGUGAAAGUAGCAAUGCUCAGCUGUAUAGGUUUAUUGGGGAUUGUUAUCUUGACGGAACUAUAGAUGAAGAGGUUGUUAGAGCGACGAAGGAAGGAAGCUGUAUCACUCUAGUUUGA